AUGAUGAUCAAGAAGAAAGAUCACGUAGUCCCAGUGAUUUUUGUUUUUGUUUUGUUGGUUUGGCUUAGUACUAGAGUAUUUUUGUUGGGCUCGGCGCAGAAGAGUAGUACAACAAAUAAUAACAGAUCAAUAGAAGUCAAUGUUGGGGUGAUUCUAGACUUGGAAACGACGUUUGGGAAGAUGGGGUUGCGCUGCAUCAACAUGGCAAUCUCCGAUUUCUAUGCAUCCAAUCCUCACUACAACACCAGAUUGAUUCUCCACACUAAGGGCUCCAAAUCUGAUGUCGUUGGAGCUGCUGCUGCAGACAUGAUGAUCAAGAAGAAAGAUCACGUAGUCCCAGUGAUUUUUGUUUUUGUUUUGUUGGUUUGGCUUAGUACUAGAGUAUUUUUGUUGGGCUCGGCGCAGAAGAGUAGUACAACAAAUAAUAACAGAUCAAUAGAAGUCAAUGUUGGGGUGAUUCUAGACUUGGAAACGACGUUUGGGAAGAUGGGGUUGCGCUGCAUCAACAUGGCAAUCUCCGAUUUCUAUGCAUCCAAUCCUCACUACAACACCAGAUUGAUUCUCCACACUAAGGGCUCCAAAUCUGAUGUCGUUGGAGCUGCUGCUGCAGUUUUGGACCUAAUCAAGAACGUUCAAGUACAAGCAAUAAUUGGGCCAGUAACAUCAAUGGAGACCAACUUCAUAAUCGAUCUCAGAGAAAAAGCCCAAGUCCCAAUCAUUACAUUCUCCGCCAAAAGCCCAUCUCUCGCCUCCCUGCGGAGCUCCUACUUCUUCCGAGUCGCCGCGAACGACUCGGCUCAGGUCGGCGCCAUCGGCGCCAUCGUCAAGGCCUUCGGAUGGCGGCAAGUCGUCCCGAUCUACGUCGACAACGAGUACGGCGAGGGCGUCAUUCCGUACCUCACCGACGCCUUACAAGCCGUCGACGCGCGCGUGCCCUACCGGAGCGUGAUCCCACCGGCGGCCUCCGAUGACUACAUCACCGCCGAGCUUUACAAGCUCAUGACAAUGCCGACAAGAGUCUUCGUCGUCCACAUGUUGCCGGAUCUCGGGUCUCGGAUUUUUGCCAAGGCGGAGGAGAUCGGAAUGAUGAGCGACGGUUACGUUUGGAUUGUGACCGAUGGAAUCUCCGAUUUCAUGAGCACCUUAAAUUCAUCUGUCCUCGAAUCCAUGCUAGGCAUUUUAGGAGUGAAGUCUUACGCUCCGAAGACGAAGGCGCUUGAGAAUUUCACCACCAGAUUCCACCGCGAGAAUCCGACGGUUCCGUUGGUCGUCUUCGGGCUCUGGGCGUAUGACACCGUUUUCGCCUUGGCCAUAGCGGUCGAGGAGAUCACGAAAACCGCUAACUUCAAUUUCAAACGGACGAACUUUUCUAGAAAUUCCACCGAUUUGGAAUCCUUCGGGAUUUCUGAAGACGGUCCGGAACUCGUCGAGGCAUUGUCAAGGACGAGAUUCAGAGGCCUUUCUGGAGAUUUCAAGCUUGUAAACGGGCAAUUACAGACGCCUACUUAUGAGAUAAUUAAUGUUAAUGGAAGCGGGGAAAGAAGACUAGGGUUUUGGACGUUUGAGAGUGGAUUGAUGAGAAAGUUGGAUUUGAGAAAUCGAAGCACAUAUUCUACUUCUAAUACGAGCUUAGGACCUAUAAUUUGGCCUGGGGAUUCGAACUCUAUUCCCAAAGGAUGGCAGAUUCCGACGCAAGGGAAGAGAUUGAAGAUAGGUGUUCCGGUGAAGAAAGGCUUUGAGGAGUUUGUGAAUGUGUCGUUUCCUUUCUCAAACGAUACUGUUACAGGGUACAGUAUAGAUGUGUUCAAGGCCGUUUUAGGUGCUCUGCCUUAUUCUGUUUCGUUCGAGUUUGUUCCCUUUGCGAAUGCCCAAGGCAAGGCUGCUGGCACUUACAAUGAUUUCGUCUACCAAGUGUUUGUUGGGAACUUGGAUGCGGCAAUUGGGGACAUAACGAUCAGAGCAAAUAGGUCUUUGUAUGUGGACUUCACAUUGCCAUAUACAGAAUCUGGUGUAUCAAUGAUAGUACCAUUUAAAAAAGAUAAAAGCAAAAGUGCAUGGGUGUUCAUGGAGCCUCUGACUUGGGAUCUUUAGGUAGCAAGUGGAUGUUUCUUCAUUUUUAUUGGGUUUGUUGUGUGGAUUCUUGAACAUCGUAUAAAUGAAGACUUCCGCGGGCCCCCACAUCAUCAAGUUGGAACAAGCUUUUGGUACUCUUUCUCUAUCAUGGUUUUUGCACAUCGGGAAAAAGUUGUGAGUAACUUGGCAAGGUUUGUGGUGAUCAUAUGGUGCUUUGUGGUGCUUAUACUCACUCAAAGCUACACCGCUAGUUUGACUUCGCUUUUAACGGUUCAACAGCUGCAACCAAGAGUUACCGACGUGAACCAGCUCCUGAAGAACAGGGAGAACGUCGGCUUCCAAUCAGGUUCUUUUGUCGAAGGAAUUCUAAAGCAACUGGGCUUCGACGAGUCCCAAUUCAAGAGAUACAAUUCUCCUGAAGAAUUAUAUAAACUCUUUGCGAAUGGGAGCAGAAAGGGUGGUAUAUCUGCUGCUUUUGAUGAAAACCCGUACAUGAAGCUUUUUCUUGCAAAAUAUUGCUCCAAGUUUACCAUGGUUGAACCAACAUUUAAAGCUGAUGGCUUUGCAUUUGUCUUCCCAAAGGGUUCACCUUUGGUUCCUGACAUUUCAAGGGCAAUACUAACAGUGACGGAGGGAAAUCAAAUGAAGGACAUUGAAAAGAUUUGGUUCAAAAAAGAACCCAGCUGUCCAGACCCCAACAACAAGUAUUAUUCCCAAAGUCUCGGCCUCGAAAGCUUUAAGGGACUUUUCCUAAUCGCCGGCAUUACGUCAUUAUCAGCUCUAAUCAUAUACGUGGCCAUGUUUCUUUACGAGCAAAGAGAUGUCUUCAUGAGCUCUGAUCUAGAGGCUUCUCUUUGGAAGAGAAUUCAAACCGUUUUUAUCAAUUUUGACCAAAAGGACCUGAGAUCACAUACUUUCAAAAAGAGCGAAGUGGGAGACAGAUGCAUUGCCGAUGUAGUAUCAUCUCCGAACACCAACUGCCCGCCAAGUCCUUCGAGCUAUUCAGUUCAUACUGAUUCGAACUUUGUGUUUACGGAGCAAGGAACGCCUUCAGGAACUGAGAAUGACCCUACAAGCCCAAAUGGUGCUCAAUCAACUGACGAAGAAAUAGUUUCUGAUGUAGAGCUUACUUUCCCCAGGCAAAUGACGUCCAUAACUCCUUAUUAGAAGCCAGAUGAAUGAAAAUAUAGGCAGUAAAAAUUAUUGAUUGAUUACCCUAAGAUUUUUAUAAACUCAUGUCAGCUACACAGAAACUACACCUCAACUAAAUUAGCUUGAGUUUUUAGGCGUUUGUAGUUGUGAAUAAUAAUGUAUAAGUAGAUUUUAACUUUUUUGUUGUAACUUGUAAAUAUGUAAAUAUAUUUCUCGCUCAUAGCGAUUUCAUAAA
Messenger RNA from Morus notabilis, 3460 nucleotides. RefSeq names its product glutamate receptor 2.8. Gene Ontology annotation, molecular function: glutamate-gated receptor activity. Gene Ontology annotation, cellular component: plasma membrane. Lineage: Eukaryota; Viridiplantae; Streptophyta; Magnoliopsida; Rosales; Moraceae. The transcript is spliced from 6 exons. The record is from RefSeq and is a predicted model, not a curated record.